Molecule: messenger RNA, 1879 nt
Organism: Macroventuria anomochaeta
Lineage: Eukaryota; Fungi; Ascomycota; Dothideomycetes; Pleosporales; Didymellaceae
Product: GMC oxidoreductase
Exons: 4
Coding region: 38-1864 (608 amino acids)
Molecular function (GO): flavin adenine dinucleotide binding; oxidoreductase activity, acting on CH-OH group of donors
Source: RefSeq, a predicted model, not a curated record
CGCCAGUUUCUCCAGAUUGUACAAUACUAUAGCCAAGAUGGGCAUCCACAACAAGUUAGCCGAUGGUAUCGAUGAGGUAGACAUUAUCAUCGCUGGCGGUGGCACUGCAGGCUGCAUCAUCGCCGGGCGUCUUGCGGAGGCUCACCCCGACCUCUCCAUACUGGUGAUCGAGGGUGGUGCCAAUAACAAGGAUGUUGCCAGCAUCGUGUACCCAGUCUUCUAUCUGCAGAACCUUCUUCCAACACAGAAGACUGCACUGUUCUACAAGGGAAACAAGUCGAAGCAGCUCGCAGACCGAGAGCCAAUCGUGCCAUGUGGUGGUACCCUGGGCGGCGGUUCAUCAAUCAAUUUCAUGAUGUACACGCGGGCGCAGCGAGAGGAUUUUGAUUCGUGGAAGACCGAAGGUUGGACAGCCGACGAGAUGCUAGAGCAGAUGAAGAAGCUCGAGACAUAUCAUGGUCCGGGAGACAAGGCACAUCACGGUUAUGAAGGUCCCAUCAACAUCUCAGACGGCGGUUUCCGCGAAAAGCGUGUCGAAGAUGCGUUCAUGAAAGCAGCCAAGGAGGUUGGCUACCCAGAGAUCGAAGACCUGCAGAACUUGGACAGCAACAACGGACUUCAACGAUGGCAGCGAUACGUCUCCCCAGAUGGCAAGAGGCAAGACACAGCCCACAGGUACAUCCAUCCUAAGCUGGAGGACGGCCAACAUUCGAACCUCCAUGUGCUCGUCGAAUCUAAGGUUGUGCGGGUACUCUUCGACGAUACGAAGCGAGCGGUAGGCGUCGAAUACACCCCAAAUUCCGACUUCCAGGCAGUCAUCGGCCUCACUGCACACCCAGUUAAACCCGUAAAGGCCCGUAAGCUGGUCGUUGUAACAUGUGGCGCGUGCGGUACGCCAUCAGUUCUUGAGCGCUCUGGUUUGGGUGAUAAGUCGAUUCUUGACAGAGCCGGCGUUCCAGUCAUUGAGGAGCUGCCUGGUGUUGGCAAAGACUACCAAGAUCAUCACCUUCUCCUCUACCCAUACAAGACAAAUCUUGAGCCAGAUCAGACGAUCGAUGGAAUCUUGAGCGGAAGAGUGGACGCGACUGAGCUGAUCAAGAACAAUGACAAGGUCCUAGGAUGGAACGCAAUUGACAUCUCAUCCAAGCUUCGCCCAACCGAGGAAGAAGUAACUGAGCUUGGAUCCGAAUUCAAGGCGGCGUGGGACCGUGACUUUAAGAAUGUACCGAACCGGCCGCUGAUGCUCUGUGGUCUCGUUUCAUGCUUCCUUGGCGAUCCAGCCUCCGUGCCUGAGGGUCAAUACGUAACUGCAGGUACUUACACAGCUUACCCUUACUCACGUGGCCAUAUGCACAUCACUGGAAAGGGCGUCGAUGACCCUCUUGACUUUGAUGUGGGCUUCUUCAACGAUGCCAACGACAUCGACAUGAAGAAGCAGCUUUGGGCGUACAAGAAGCAGCGCGAAAUUCUCCGACGCACCAACUUCUAUCGCGGCGAAUUAGCUGCCGGGCACCCUAAGUUUCCCGAGGGUUCCAAGGCUGCUGCUGUUGAGAUCGAAGAGGCGUUGUCCAACGUCCAAAACCUGGUCUAUUCGCAGGAGGACGAUGCUGCCAUCGAACAAUGGCUGCGCGAGAACGUCAACACAACUUGGCACUCGCUGGGCACAUGUAAGAUGGCUCCAAGGGAUCAGGAUGGUGUCGUUGAUGCUAGGUUGAAUGUGCAUGGUGUUACUGGACUGAAGGUUGCAGAUCUGAGCAUCCCGCCGAAGAACAUGGGUGCAAACACCAACAACACUGCCUUAGUGAUUGGAGAGAAAGCUGCAGAUAUAAUUCUGGCUGAGCUUGGCUCCUCUGGUACUUCAUGAGUGCCGCACCGCAGC